Molecule: messenger RNA, 1824 nt
Organism: Euleptes europaea (tarantolino)
Lineage: Eukaryota; Metazoa; Chordata; Lepidosauria; Squamata; Sphaerodactylidae
Gene: CCDC148
Product: coiled-coil domain containing 148
Exons: 14
Coding region: 1-1800 (599 amino acids)
Source: RefSeq, a predicted model, not a curated record
AUGAGCGAGCAAGAACUUCGAGGAUUUAUUACAACUCACCGGAGCAGUGACAUAGAAAACCUAGUUGUUCGUGUGAAAAAUGGCCUUAAGAGUUCGAAGUAUAAACCUGUUGACUACGAGCAGCUACGAACAAUUACGGAAGCCAAGAAGUUACAGUCUGCUGACAUACUUUUAAAGAUCAAAAAGGCAGAGCAAGCCUCAAAAAUGAAUAAAGAACAAAUGCUUCUGAAACAGCACCGCCAAGUGUGGUGUCAAGAGCACAAAAGACUUCGGGAAAGCAGGCGCACAUUAGAAUUGGAAAUACAAACUUUUUUUGAUGAAGGAAGCGAGUGUUUUUUGGACUUGUGGGACCUGCGGUAUAAGUUAUCAAAAGACCUGGAUGCAUUUCAAGCAAAUACAGUAGAACCUGUCUGGCAGCUAAGAGAGGACUUAAGGUAUAGACUUUCAAAAACAGAGACCAACUGUGAACAGGAAGCCUGCCUGGAAAACGCAGAUGCAGUGUUAGAACAGGUUGAGUUGGUGAAGAAACAACAAAACGCCAUUUUGGAAAGGCUUCACCUUGAAAGAACAGUUUUGGAAAAAAAGCUUGAAGAUUGCAGAUUGGAAAUAUUGACAAACGUUCGGGAAGAGAGGGCCGCACGCUUUCAUGAUAUCCCUCCACAAUUAUUGGCCUUGGAAUGCCCGUAUCCAGAUUUGAAAGCCUCCGUUUUUAUGGAAUUUCAUAAACUCGCUGAUGAAUAUUGGUUGAAACUCCAGGAGAUGGACAAAGAGUUAAAACUCAUUAUGAGCAGUUUCCCACUGAGUGAGGAAGAUCUCUGGGUUUAUCUGGUGGUGACUGGUCAAUACCCAAGUGGCCUUCAAGGCAGAAGAACUCUCUACUUAAAUAUGUUGCAGAAACUUCUUCCUCACACGACUAGGCAAAAUCUAGUUGCUCACGAAAGGGCUUGGGACCACUAUUGUUUCACUUGGAAUCAGUGGAGAUCACUGAUGUUCAGCUGGAUCCAGGCUCGAAAAGCAUUUUCUCAGAAGGCGGUAAUGACUCUGGCGGAAGCUUGUGCAGCUCAUCAGACAGAAAUUAUGUUGGCUAAUAAUAGAAGAAAACAACAGGAAAUAUGUGCGGAUCUCAAAGAAAAGGUUCUACAGUGGCGGGUACAGCAGGAGGAGGCCGCCCGCCUGGAAGCUGCUAUCGCUGCCCGAAGAAAGGAGGAGGAAGACGAGAAAGUGAAGUUCCAGAAAGAAAAGGAAAUGCUUCAGAGAGCAGAGGACAAAGAAAAAGUGAAAAAAUACUGGGCUGAAAAGCAACGCAGGUGGCAGGAAUUAGAAGCCAAAGAUCUACUGCGUUUGGCAGAAUUUAAGAAAUUAAUUGCUGAACAAGCCAUUAAAGACAACGAAAGAGUUCAGUUUCGACAAGAGCUUCUGAGAAAGCGCUUGAUGGAGAGAAAACAAGCAGCCCUUCAAGAAGCCCACGAGGAGGAAGAAAGACAGAGACGCCUUGAUGUUCUUAGGCAACAGGUUGCCAUUGUUGCGGAGUUUGAUCCUGUUCGAAUGAUGGCCGACACAGUGGCAUCGAAAGCUCGGAUGGGCAUUGGAACAGAAGAAGAAUUCAUUCUGCAAAAGCCUCUGUUUGAAUUGCAUACAUUCACUGAUGAGCAGAUCAUUUCCGAUGCCCGGAUUCGUGUGGAACUAGCUCUUCGCGAAGCUGGACUUCAUAAAACACUUUAUGCCCGAGAGCUUUUGCCUAAAAUCCUUCCACCCAAACCACCAAGGAGAGACAUGAAUUCUGUAUUAUUUAAAAUGUAGAACUGGGACUGAAUUGAGAAUCUU